Messenger RNA from Anoplopoma fimbria (sablefish), 1704 nucleotides. RefSeq names its product palmdelphin-like. The coding region runs from base 1 to 1704 and encodes 567 amino acids. NCBI's taxonomy places the organism in Eukaryota, Metazoa, Chordata, Actinopteri, Perciformes, Anoplopomatidae. Gene Ontology annotation, cellular component: membrane; cytoplasm. The transcript has 8 exons. The record is from RefSeq and is a predicted model, not a curated record. Gene Ontology annotation, biological process: regulation of cell shape.
AUGGAGGAGUCUGACCUGCUGAAAGAGAGGCUGCAGGCCAUCACUGAGAAACAUCGCGUCCAGGAAGACAUUAGACAGAGGAAACUGGAGCUUGAUCGAGAAAAACUCAAACUUCAGCAUCUAAAGAAAAAAGCCCUCAGAGAGCAGUGGCUGCUACAGGACGCUUCCCACAAUGCAGCAGACUCCCAACAGCAACAGACCAGAGCACUGCAGCUCAACAUCCAAAGGAUAGAAAUGGAGGUGGAGGCUCUGGAGAGAGAGGAGUACAUGAUAUCUACCAACGAGAGUUUCAUCCUCAACAGACUGAAGGCUGUGGAGAAAAGUGCAGGGGACAUUAUCAAGGAAGCCCAGGACAGCUUCGUUCCUGAGCCGUUACUGGUCACCACGCUGAUCCCUGAUGUCCCAGAAUCCCUCUCUCCACCAGCCAACAAACACUUUGAAGGAAACAUACCAAGAAAGACUCUGUUUGCCAUGGAGAUCAAUGUGACCAAAAACCUGUUGACUGGGCAGAGCACAGUACUUUCUACUGCAACACUUCCUCCUGAGGAGUUAAACCAACACGCUGGCCUCAAGGUCUUCGACGACGGCAGGAAGUGUGUUUAUGCCUUCAAUUCACAAGAGGGGUCACAUGAUCAGAGCCGUGUGUCUGAGCUCUCAGCCAACGAGGUGGAACAAUUGCUGAGAAGCGCCACAGUGCAUCGCCAAGUAAACCACCAAAACUUCCACCUUAAUCACAGCAGAAGUGAAGAGCAUUGCUUUUACAACCACCAAGAUGAGAGAGACGGAGUGGAGCGGUUUGACCCCAGAAACCAGCGAGGAUAUUCUGGUAGCCACCCCCUCAGGAACACCAUGACAGAGAAAGACUUUAACCGUGGGGAAAAUUGGCAGAGAAAACCAGGGGUAGACUAUGGCCAUGAUCACCAGGAAAGUAUUAACAGACAGCAGGAAGAGAGAAAUAACCAAAGCAACCUGAGGGAAGGUCAUCGCCUUGGAAACCACAAGAGGUUGGGACAUCAACUCGGCAACCAGAAAGAUCGUCACUACAGUUCGUACCAGCUGAGAAACUGUCACAGUGUUCAGGAAGAGCGGCCUGCUUACCACCACACGAGCAGCAUCGUCCAAAGCACUAGUGUGGUAAAUGGAGGCAGAGCCAAUGACCGCCCUCAUCCCAGAUCACAUGACCAGGAAACAGAGUCUGCCUACCGAUCGCAGCUGUGCUACACUCCAGCCAAUUAUAUUCCUCUGAGUGAUUACAUCAGUGUGGACCGAGAAGAACUUUAUGGCUACAGCCCCACCGCCGUGUACAGUGGCCCCACCAACUCUGACAGAGUGCCCUCCCCCCUCUGCGGAGACGACACCCCUUACACCAUCCUCAACGCCAUGGAGACCACCGAGCCAAUCACGGCCAUCUUCAUGGGCUUCCAGACGGCGCAGGACGACAGUGGGCAGGGUCAUGGGUUCGAGGGCUCCCUGAAGGCAGAGCUGGUCAUCAUCGAGGACAACGAAGACUUCAGCGACGACCACGGCACGAGGGAGAAGAAGCCCCACUCCCAGCUUGGGGACAAUGGUCAUCCAACGGGAAGUUCAGCCAAUGGAAACGUGGGACGUGUAGAGGGAGUUGGAGACGGAAGGGCGGAGAGACAGAUGGGACCAGGUAUCAGAAAGAUCCAGAAAAAACACAAACCCUGCUGUACUGUCUGCUGA